Molecule: messenger RNA, 1665 nt
Organism: Brassica rapa (field mustard)
Lineage: Eukaryota; Viridiplantae; Streptophyta; Magnoliopsida; Brassicales; Brassicaceae
Product: beta-galactosidase 15-like
Biological process (GO): carbohydrate metabolic process
Molecular function (GO): hydrolase activity, hydrolyzing O-glycosyl compounds
Source: RefSeq, a predicted model, not a curated record
AUGCGUGGAGACGUCAGUGGAGAGAAGGUUGUGGUAAUGAUGAAACAGCUAGUGACGAUGUGGCGUGUACGUGACAGAAGCAAAGAAGAAGGUGCAUCUCUCCAUGUCAAAUACAGAGGAUGUGGGAGAUGUGAGUCCUGGAAUGUGAACAAGAAAAAGAGGAAGAAAGUUAGGGGUUUGUGCUUUCACGGUGGUGUAUAUGACUCUGAUGAGAUGCAAAACUUCACAACUAUGAUAGUAGACAUGGUCAAGAAAGAAAAUUUAUUUGCAUCACAAGGUGGCCCAAUUAUUCUUGCUCAGAUAGAAAAUGAGUAUGGAAAUGUAAUGGGACCCUAUGGAGAAUCGGGUAAAGCAUACAUUAAGUGGUGUGCAAACAUGGCUCAGUCUCUUGAUGUUGGUGUUCCAUGGAUAAUGUGUCAACAAAAUGAUGCUCCUCAGCCUAUGUUGAAUACAUGUAAUGGAUUUUAUUGUGACAAUUUUGUACCAAACAAUCCCAACACUCCUAAGAUGUGGACUGAGAAUUGGACCGGAUGGUUUAAGCAAUGGGGUGGCAAAAAUCCCCAUAGAACAACCGAAGAUGUUGCAUUUUCUGUUGCAAGAUUCUUCCAAAGAGGAGGAACUUUUAAUAAUUAUUAUAUGUACCAUGGAGGCACCAACUUUGACAGAACUGCAGGUGGUCCAUACAUCACAACUUCAUAUGAUUAUGAUGCUCCCCUUGACGAAUAUGGUAACUUGAAUCAACCAAAAUACGGGCAUUUGAAACAACUUCAUGAUGUUCUUCACUCUAUGGAGAGAACUCUCACAUACGGAAACAUCUCCACCAUUGACUUUGGAAACUCUGCAUCGGCAACAAUAUAUAAAACUGAAGAAGGAUCAAGCUGCUUUUUUGGAAAUGGAAAUGAAAAAUCAGAUGCAACAAUUAGUUUCCAAGGAGAAUCUUACGUUGUCCCGGCUUGGUCUGUUACCAUUUUACCGGAUUGCAAAAAUGAGGCUUAUAACACCGCAAAGAUUACCACUCAAACUUCAAUGAUGGUUAAGAAGCCAAAUGAAGCUGAGAAUACCCCUUCAACUCUUAAAUGGUCAUGGAGACCAGAGAACAUGGACAACUUCCUUUUGAAAGGAAAAGGAGAAUCUACACAGACACAACUAUUUGAUCAGAAAGUAGUAACCAAUGACCAAAGUGAUUAUCUAUGGUACAUGACUACCGUUAAGUUUAAAAAACGAGAUCCAUUUUUGGGUAAAAACAUGUCUCUUCGCGUCAACAGUACUGCUCAUGUCCUUCACGCUUUUGUCAAUGGAAAACAUAUUGGUAGUCAACACGCUGAGAAUGAUAAAUUUAACUAUGUAUUUGAGAAAGAUGUGAAGUUUAAGUCUGGCCGUAAUGUCAUUGCUCUUCUUAGCAUAACUGUGGGACUUGCGAACUAUGGUGCUUUCUUUGAAAGUAAGCCGGCUGGAAUCACUGGACCCAUUUUUAUUACUGGAAGAAAUGGUGAUGAAACUAUAGUUAAAGACUUGUCUGCUCAUAAAUGGAGCUAUAAAACCGGUUUAAUUGGGUUUGAGAGCCAACUCUUUAGAACAGAAUCAAUGUCUAAAUGGUCAGUUGAAAGUGUACCGUUUAACCGAACCAUGAUAUGGUAUAAGGUAAAGAGAUGUUAUUAUCUAUAA